This is a messenger RNA of Oldenlandia corymbosa var. corymbosa, 3815 nucleotides long. The record is from the annotation of a GenBank genome assembly. NCBI's taxonomy places the organism in Eukaryota, Viridiplantae, Streptophyta, Magnoliopsida, Gentianales, Rubiaceae.
AAAAACCCUUAAAAACCUCAGAAAAUGGAAACGUGAGGGAAACACAAAAGAAACGAGAAAACUCACAAAAUACACUUCGCAGAAGUCGCUGUCAGAUCUGAAACUCGCUAGACUCCACCGUAUAUAAUAUGUAAAACUGGAAACAGAAAGAAUUCCUACAAGAAGAACCCACCGUUGAAGCUUGAAGCAGAGCUUCAAACGAAUUCAUUAUACUUUCCCCACUGCACCUCCUCUAUGGAGGACGCCUACGCAAGAUCCGCCUCGGAGGUUCUUGAGUUCUUUGGAGUGGACCCAAGUAAGGGGCUAACUGAUGUUCAGGUUGCUGAGCAUGCAAGACUGUAUGGUCGAAAUGUGCUGCCUCAAGAGCAAAGUACCCCCUUUUGGAAAUUAGUGUUGAAACAGUUUGAUGAUUUGCUGGUUAAGAUAUUAAUUGCAUCUGCUGUUGUAUCCUUCCUUUUGGCACUGGUUGAUGGAGAGACAGGUUUAUCAGCCUUUGUGGAGCCUUCUGUGAUUUUGAUGAUACUUGCUGCUAAUGCUGCUGUUGGAGUAAUUACAGAAACUAAUGCUGAAAAGGCUCUGGAGGAAUUGCGUGCUUACCAAGCCGAUGUUGCCACUGUCCUGCGAAAUGGUUGCUUUUCGAUAUUACCUGCGACAGACAUAGUCCCUGGGGAUAUUGUGGAAGUUUGUGUUGGAUGCAAAAUUCCUGCGGACAUGAGAAUGGUAGAGAUGCUGAGUGAUCAUUUACGGGUUGAUCAAGCGAUUCUUACAGGUGAGAGCUGUUCUGUGGAAAAAGAGCUUGGUUCUACCAUUGCUACUAAUGCAGUAUACCAGGAUAAGACGAAUAUCCUUUUUUCGGGAACAGUUGUGGUUUCAGGCCGUGCAAGAGCUGUUGUUGUUGGUGUCGGCUCUAACACUGCAAUGGGAAGCAUUCGUGACUCUAUGUUGAGAACUGAGGAUGAAGUGACACCGUUAAAGAAGAAACUUGAUGAGUUUGGAACAUUCCUGGCCAAGGUUAUUGCCGGUAUCUGUGUUCUGGUAUGGAUUGUGAACAUUGGUCAUUUUCGGGAUCCUGCACAUGGGGGCUUUUUGAGAGGUGCAAUACACUAUUUUAAGAUUGCUGUUGCCCUUGCUGUUGCUGCUAUUCCUGAAGGUCUUCCUGCUGUUGUCACUACGUGUCUAGCUCUUGGAACUAAGCGAAUGGCUCGUUUAAAUGCUAUUGUGAGAUCCUUGCCAUCUGUAGAGACUUUGGGCUGCACAACUGUGAUAUGCAGUGAUAAAACUGGUACUCUGACUACUAAUAUGAUGUCUGUCUCAAAGAUAUGUGUACUUCAUUCAGUAAAUCAUGGUCCUGUUUCAGCCCAGUAUAGUGUCAGUGGCACUACAUAUGCUCCAGAAGGUUUUGUUUUUGAUAACACAGGUAUCCAGCUUGAGAUUCCCGCCCAGUACCCUUGUCUUCUCCACAUAGCGAUGUGCUCAGCUCUUUGUAACGAAUCUGUUAUACAGUAUAACCCUGAAAAGAGGAAUUAUGAAAAAAUCGGUGAGUCAACUGAAGUUGCUCUGAGAGUAUUGGCUGAAAAGAUUGGUCUUCCUGGGUUUGAUUCUAUGCCUUCUGCUUUAAAUAUGCUGAGCAAGCAUGAACGGGCGUCCUAUUGUAAUCAUUACUGGGAGAACCAAUUUAAAAAGAUAUCAAUAUUGGAAUUUUCUCGUGAUCGCAAAAUGAUGAGUGUGCUCUGUAGCCGGAAGCAGAUGGAGAUAAUGUUUUCAAAAGGUGCUCCUGAGAGUAUACUUUCUCGUUGUACAACAAUCCUCUGCAAUGAUGAUGGUUCCACUGUUCCUCUAACUGCUGCUAUCAGAGCUGAGUUGGAAUCAAGAUUUCACAGUUUGGCAGGAAAAGAAACGUUGAGGUGCUUGGCUCUAGCCUUGAAAAGGAUGCCUAUGGGUCAACAAGCUCUCUCCUAUGAUGAUGAAAAGGAUCUCACAUUUAUUGGGUUGGUCGGAAUGCUUGAUCCACCAAGGGAAGAAGUAAAAAAUGCUAUACAAUCAUGUAUGACUGCUGGCAUACGUGUUAUUGUUGUUACAGGAGAUAAUAAGACCACUGCAGAAUCAUUGUGCAAAAAGAUUGGGACUUUUGAUCAUUUGGAAGAUUCUGCGGGGUACUCUUACACCGCUUCGGAGUUUGAAGAGCUCCCAGCUGUUCAGAAAACCGUGGCAUUGCAACAAAUGGCUCUUUUCACUCGGGUUGAACCAUCUCACAAGAGGAUGCUAGUUGAAGCUUUACAACACCAAAAUGAAGUGGUGGCCAUGACUGGUGAUGGAGUCAAUGAUGCGCCUGCGUUGAAGAAAGCGGACAUUGGAAUUGCCAUGGGAUCGGGAACAGCAGUCGCCAAGAGUGCAUCAGACAUGGUUCUGGCAGAUGAUAAUUUUGCAACAAUCAUUGCUGCUGUUGCCGAGGGAAGAGCCAUUUAUAAUAAUACAAAGCAGUUUAUCAGAUACAUGAUAUCCUCAAAUAUUGGCGAAGUUGUUUGUAUUUUUGUGGCAGCAGUACUCGGUAUACCUGAAACACUUAUGCCUGUCCAGCUGCUCUGGGUAAAUUUGGUUACAGAUGGGCUGCCUGCAACUGCUAUUGGAUUCAACAAGCAGGACUCCGAUGUGAUGAAGGCUAAACCUCGAAAGGUAAAUGAAGCGGUGGUGACAGGAUGGCUGUUCUUCCGUUAUAUGGUUAUUGGAGCAUAUGUUGGGCUUGCCACUAUUGCUGGAUUCAUAUGGUGGUUUAUUUACUCUGACACUGGGCCUAAACUUCCAUACAGUGAAUUGAUGAAUUUUGACAGCUGUUCAACAAGGGAAACUGCUUAUCCGUGCAGCGUUUUCAGUGAUCGGCAUCCCUCAACUGUUUCAAUGACCGUGCUUGUUGUCGUUGAGAUGUUCAAUGCCUUGAACAAUCUAAGUGAAAAUCAGUCCCUCUUUGUUAUCCCUCCAUGGAGUAACUUGUGGCUUGUUGCUUCUAUUGGCCUGACAAUACUGCUUCAUAUGCUUAUAUUGUAUGUUCAACCAUUAGCUGUAAUUUUCUCGGUAACACCAUUAAGCUGGUCAGAAUGGAGGGUUGUAUUGUACCUUUCAUUUCCGGUUAUCAUAAUUGAUGAGAUAUUGAAGUUCUUCUCAAGAAAUUCUUGUGGCUUAAGGUGGUUCCCCUUAAGGUAUCGAAGAGAUCUACUUCCUAAAAGGGAGGAGCGCGACAAGUGAUUAGGAUUAUCAAAAACUAAUUUUACUCUUCUGGUGGAAGCACUAUGAUAUGAUUCUUCUUAUGUGCUUCUCAAAGUGAGUAUGACUCAAGCCACAAUGAUACACACCGUUUCCUUAUCAUAUAUGAGCGAAGAGUUUGUAGUUUUUGUGUACAAGAAUCUCCAUAUUUGUGGAUUUUGUAGUUUCAGCACCAUCACCAUGUACACAGAGAGAGAGAGAGAGGAGCAAUACAUUAUACACAGGAACUUCAACAAUUUAUGAGAGAAGAAGUUGUGGAAACCUAGGGUUCGACAUUGAAUGUGGAAGCGAUAUUUCUGAUUGAUAUAGAAGCCUUCCCCGGGCAUUUUGGGGUCUCACAUGUAAUACUACAACCAUGAUUUUGAACAUUUGUAGUCAACUUUAUACAUCUUUUGCUUAGAAAGUAUAGUAUUUUUUAUUCUUAUUUCUAGGUUCAAAAUUUAAUGUGUAUGUUAAGAAGUUGAUGGUUUUUGUUUUUCUUUCUCUAGCCAGUUUCCUGAAUUUAAGAGAUUUAAAAUUUAAAAUAAAAUGAAAUUCGUAGUUUCGGGAUUUUACAA